AUGGCGGACUCACCAAGAACAAUCCAUCAACCAAUCCACCCCUCCGUCCGCGCCAAGCUGGACCCGGAAUACGUCGCCCUCCACGAUUCCAUCAUCCAGUACAUGGAACCCUCCGAAGCCCGACCCUGGGACCCGGCCUCGCGAUCCGCGCCCAACCCGCUCGCGCACACGACGCAGAAGCUCUCACCCGUCGGCAAGCAAUGGGACGAGGACAUCGGCGGCGACAUCCACGUGCGCGUCUUCGUGCCCGAGGGUCAGGCGCCGUCGGAGGAGGCCGGGUGGCCGUGCUUGGUCUGGCUUCACGGCGGCGGGUGGGUGAAUGGUGGGUUGGAUAGCGAGAACGGCUUCUUGACGCAUGUUUGUAAAUAUGUAAAGUGCGUCGUCGUCACGAUAAACUACCGCCACGCCCCGGAACACGUCUACCCAGCCGCCGUAGACGACUGCCUCACAGGCCUGAGAUGGCUCUACGAGCCCUCCAACGCCUCCCGUCUAGGCAUCAACACGUCCCUCGUCACCAUCGGCGGUCUCUCAGCAGGCGGCAACCUAGCCGCAAUCCUAACAAUGAACCUCACCCUCUCCCCUCGCCCCCUUCACCCACCGCCCAUCUCCCAACUCCUAAUCUGCCCCGUUAUCGACUCAACCGCCACCGCGUCCACAGGCUGGUCCGCCACCCGCCACGUCCCCUGGCUAACACCCACCCGCAUGGGCUGGUACCAAGACCUCUACUUCUCCCGCGGCGACCUCGACAAGAAGCAGUGGCAGGCCUCGCCGUGUUUCGCUCCGCGCGAGCUUCUGGCCAAGAGUCCCAAGACGUGGCUUGCUGUUGCGGGUGUGGACUUAUUGACGACGGAGGGGUUGGCGUAUGCGGAGUUGCUGAAGGAGAAUGGGGUGGAGGUUGAGACGGAAGUGUAUGAGGGGGCGACGCACUCUGUGCUUGUGCUUGCUGGUGUACACCAAAUCAGCAGGAAACUCGUCCACGACGCGUGUGCCAUGCUGGCCAAGGGUUUCGGAACCUCGUACGAUCCUGCGGCGGCUCCUAUUCUCUCGCAAGAUGAGUAA
Molecule: messenger RNA, 1059 nt
Organism: Colletotrichum fioriniae
Lineage: Eukaryota; Fungi; Ascomycota; Sordariomycetes; Glomerellales; Glomerellaceae
Source: RefSeq, a predicted model, not a curated record